CAGAAUGUGUGUUGGUCUGGUUUGUGAGACAGUGGCAGGCGGGCCACCACCGGCCCACCAAUCUGUUUACGGCCCUCACCUGAAGAUUCUCCUAACCAGUUCAAGUUAUAUAUGUAUAUAUAUGUUUAAAUCGCUGAUGGAUUAAAAAAAUAUGCAGUGAUUUUUACGAUUUUAUAGUUUGUUCAGUACUGUGAGUGCUCACGUCUGUAUAUAAUUUUUGGCUAGACAUUCUCAUUCGGAUGUCACUGUUGUUAAAGUAUGAAUUGGCCGUAUGAAUCGCCACUAUUUGUUUAUAUGUUAGUGCAGUGUUUACAGAUGCAUAUGUUAUAAUUAUAAAUACAUGAACUAAACUAUACAGUAUUAUAUGGUAUAGUUAAGAGUGCUGGUGCUCACAGCUCAGCAUGGGCUGAACGAAGGUGAUUCAAAUUGGUGUUGAAACAGUAAUAUUUGCUAAAAAUGUAGAAAAUAUUACUACUACCACUACUUAUAAUAAUUAUACUAAUUCACUAGAGGUUUAUGCGAAGGAAAUAUUGGGAUGUAUAUUGUUUCAGGAGACCCUUGAUAGUGUGUGUGAUAUUGACCAACAGGUCCGGGUCAUCCAGAUAAAUGAUAAAGCCUGUAAAUAGGCCUGUGCGUGGGCGUGAGGCGUGGGUGUGAGGCGUGGGCGAAGGAGGAUGAACUCUGGUUGGCGGCUGGACUGGCGUGGGUCGUCAGGAUCACUAUGGAGCCGUGGACGGGAAUGUAGGGGACCUGAUAGCCUCGACUUACUGAACGGUGCUCGUCACGUUCCUCCCUCAGGCAGCUCUCCCAGAGGUGGUGGUCGCCCGCGACGCAGUGGCUUCCGUAAGCGAUUCCUCUCCCUGACGGAGGGUCUUACCAACUUCUUGACGGGGGAGAAGAAGGAUAAGCAGCCAACGAAGCCCUCCAACUUCCGCCCCUUCGACCACUCGACAGAUCUAGAACUCAGUAACUCUGGGUACUGCUCAGACUACAGCUCUGACUGUCGUACUGAGCACAUACGCAAGAAUAGUAACUCCAGCCUGUCCUCGUUCAAGGACUUACCCUCCAGUCUGGUAUCAUGGGUAAGCCCCGUCAACGGGCGUCCGUCGGGGCACGUGAUGAAUCCUGGGGCCCCAAAAGUUUUAUCCAAGAGUCAGGGUUCUGUGAAGGCACCGCCAAGUCCUCCCCCUCGACGCUUCUCUCUGUGGGCCAUGGAUGUCCACUUCGACCACUACUACUUCCCCGACCCUCUCCACCCUAAUGACUCCAUCACGUAUGAGCCACCCGCCCCACCUCCGCCGCCCCCACCCUCCAUAUGUUACUAUAACCUGGCGCCGCCCAAAUCACCGCUACUAAGCCGCCAGAAUUCCCCUAGGCCGCGUGCGCCUACUCCAUUAUCAGCACUGAAGCGGCCCCGCACGCCACCCUCACCCCGCGCCCAGAGUCCCUUCAGGAGCUGUACGCCGCCUACGCCCCGGGUAACGACGCCCAUAGGGUCCCCGGUGAUGCGGGGACGCAGCUUGUCCGACAGUCGCGGCACCGAUGUCUCCCGUGCCGCGUCCGAGACUCGAACCCGCGAGUCUCGCGCGGCUUGGUACCGGCGCAAGUCACAGGCCCGCAGGCGCGCCCACUCACCGGUGCAGGGUAGUGGGUGCGUGUUGGCUAGGACAGUAGGAGUGGUAUUGGAGAAGGAAGAGGGCAGCUUUGGGUUUACAGUGAGAGGUGGGUCCUCUCAUGAUACCACCAAGUCCAGGCCACUUAUAAUUACCCAUGUUAGGCCAGGUGGUCCUGCUGACAGAGAGGGGACAAUCAAAGCUGGAGACCGCCUCAUUGCUGUAGAUGGACGAGACUUGACCCGCUGUUCCCUCACCGAAGCCCAGGAAGCGCUGCGCAAAGUAGAGCGUAGUGCCACCCUCACUGUAGAAUGUGGUGCACUUGCUGUCAAUGAUAUUGUAGCAGCUAUAGAUGGGACAAGACUUGACCAGUUAACAGUUGCUGAAGCUGCUCAAUUGCUGAAGACUGCACCAGGUUCACAUGUCACAUUAGAAAUCAUACCAGGAGCUGCUGCACAACCCAGGAUGACUUUUCGAAGAGGAGGUGGUGUAUCAUUCCCACAUUUGUAUGGUGUUGUUGGCAGCAGUAGUGGGUAUGGAAGUGGUGGUGGAGGUGGAUAUUUAUCACCAAGUUCUAGUUACAAUACUCUUAGCUCACAGCGGCCGCGUUCAGCUGCUGCUAGAAGAGUUAACAGACGAACUAGACCCAAUGAUCGAGCAGAGACAGGAUCUAUUUCAUCACACACCACUGGAGGAGGAAGUGUAGGGAGGGUUGGCGUGUGUCAUCCAGAGUGUCUCACAGUAACACUGGUGGUAGAAGGUCGUGGUUAUGGACUGGUACUUCGCCCACCCCCACACCCAGCAGACCCUGACACAGCCUUGCCUGUUAUUGCUGCCAUUGACCCAGGAGGCCCAGCUGACAAAUGUAGUGUUGUAAGUGUAGGUGACCGCCUAAUGGGGGUGAAUGGCCGCAGUGUGUCAGGUCUUGGUGUAAGUGAAGUCACACAGAUGGUAGCUAACUCUCGUCCAACAGUCACACUCGACGUUGAAUUUGAUGUUGCUGACUCAGUUGUGCCUUCAUCUGGCACAUUUGCAGUCAAGUUAGCCAAAAGACACAAUGGGCUUGGUAUUACUUUGACAGCUGGACGCCGUGCAGGUUCAGGAGAGCCACUGCUAAUCAGUGAGGUGGUCCGUGGUUCACCAGCACAUCGAUCUGGUACCAUGCAGCCAGGUGACAGACUCUUGGCUAUUGAUGACACUCGCUUAGAAAAUCUUACCUUGGAUGAUGCUAAAACCAUUCUUCAAUGUUGUGAUGAAAUUGUCACACUAAGAGUGCAAAAAGAUGAACUAUAUUCAGAAGAGAGUGGUGGACUAGUGAUUUACACAGUGGAACUGGUGCGUCAUGGAGGGGCACUAGGAAUUACGAUUUCUGGUAGUGAGGAACCCUUCGAUCCUAUUUAUAUUGCGGGUCUUGCUCCAGGUGGGCUAGCAGACCGAACUGGGGCCAUUCAUGUAGGUGAUCGACUCCUGGCUAUCAAUGGUGCCUCCUUGAGAGGAAAGCCACUUAGUGAGGCCAUCCUCAUGCUUCAGAAUUCUGGUGACACUGUCACUCUCAAGAUUUCUCGUCCUAGAGACUCUGGAGUACCUAGUGAGGAACUGGCCAGAGAUGAUUGGUUGGGACGAUUUGGCCCAGCAAUUCCAUCUGUGGAUUCGGCUGUGGAGUCAUGGGACAGCUCAGGAAUGGACCCUCCACCUCCAGGCUCUACUCCAGCACUGUCGAAGAGAGAUUCUGGUUCGGAUAUUGUCUUUAGAUCAGAUUGUGGCAGUACUGUAAGACGGAGAGGGGGACUGGAGUGUAGAGAAGAGAAUAAUGGUGCUGGAGACACUGAUGAUGUUGAUGCCAACAGAAAAGUUCCUGAAGAGGACACAAGGGAUACCUGGGGGUCUCCCUCCCCACCACCAUCUGUAGACAGUGGUCAGUCAGAGGAUAAAACCGACUGGGACAAGAUGAUUGCAGACCUCAACCAGAUAAGUGAGAGCUGUGGUCUCCGAGAUCGUCCCCAGUCACCCACAAUACUUCUGCCUCAUGGACAUGCAGGCACAGCUCUGCAGUGCAAGAAAGAAGGCCAAAUGAAUAGUAGUGAUGUUCCUGUUACCAGUGCAGGAACUGAUGCUACUCACUGCCAGACUUUAUGUGCACGGAGACGUCCUGCAGCUAGCAUUGCUAGUAUGAGUCUUGAUGGGGUGGAAGCCAAGGAGGAAGGCAGCUAUUCUAUAAGCAAUGCUGCACUAACAUACUCAGCUACGUAUGCAAGGACAGCUUCACCUCCUCCUGGUGGUGGACAGGUAUACCAAGUGACUCUGUUGAAGGAUCGUGUAUAUGAAGAUUUUGGCUUUAGUGUUUCUGAUGGCCUCUAUGAGAAAGGGGUUUAUGUCAACAGAAUACGAAAAGGUGGACCAGCUGAUAGGUCUGGCAUACUGAAACCAUUUGACAGAAUUCUUCAGGUAAAUGAAACCAGAACACAUGACUUCGACUGCUGCCUUACUGUGCCUCUGAUGGCUGCAGCAGGAGACCACUUGUUGCUGGUAGUGUCUAGAAACCCCCAUGCCAAUCCCACAUUAGACUUCUCCUCUGAUAUACAUUCACCUACGUGGCAUGAUAUUGAAGAGGGUGAGGAAGAUGAAGCAGCAGAAGAAAAAGAACUUGGAGACAGAGAUUUGGAGUCUUAUUCUUUGCCCACACCCUCCUUUACACCAAUACCCACUAUCCUGAAGACACUCUAAAUACAUGAAUAGUUGCAAUUAAAUGGUAUUUAGUUUCAUUAUUAUUACAUUCAAGGGAAACAAGCAUUGAACCCAUAGGAGUCUUGGUGCCUUGGGAAAGGGACAGCAAUCAAAUUCUAUCCAAGGAAAGGAUGCUGGUGAGGGGCUCUUGAUCUAGGGAAUUGGAUCUGUGCUCUGGUUCCAUGAAUUGGGCCUGAAUACCUUCCAUUCCCCUCCCCCCACGUGUGUUGUAUAAUCCUAUGGGUUUAGUGCUCCCCCGUGAUUAUAAUAUCCAGGGAGAGAAGAGGAUAGGUCCAGUACCUUGUAUUAAGAGUCCCUUAACCCAAUCAAGAAACAAUGACAGGUUUAAAAAACAGAUUAUUAAGACAUGUAAUACAGUUAGCUCUCUUAUAAAGCUGCUCUAUAUACUGUAAUUUUUUUUGUGAAUACAAUUAAAAAAAUACAUCCAAACUUGAAUAGCAACUGAAAAAAAUCACACUAUAGAAGAGCUUUAUAAGAGAACUAACUGCAAUCCUAAUACUGAAUAAUGUACGACAUACUUGAGCAUCAGUGGCCUUAUAUUAAUACAGUAAUGUAUGUAUAUAAUUUUUGUAUUAUAAUUUUAUAAAUAUGGUG
Molecule: messenger RNA, 4952 nt
Organism: Cherax quadricarinatus
Lineage: Eukaryota; Metazoa; Arthropoda; Malacostraca; Decapoda; Parastacidae
Source: RefSeq, a predicted model, not a curated record